AUGGCGAGAAUCAAGGUUCAUGAGCUGAGGGAGAAAUCAAAAGCGGAUCUAUCGACUCAGUUGAAUGAUCUGAAGGCGGAGCUUGCUCUUCUUCGCGUCGCUAAGGUCACCGGAGGUGCUCCCAAUAAGCUCUCCAAGAUCAAGGUGGUGAGGAAGUCGAUCGCUCAGGUGUUGACAGUUGUCUCACAGAAGCAAAAGUCUGCUCUGAGGGAGGCAUACAAGAACAAGAAGUUUUUGCCUCUGGAUCUUCGUCCCAAGAAGACUAGAGCCAUCAGGAGGAGACUCACCAAGCAUCAGGCAUCGCUCAAGACAGAAAGGGAGAAGAAGAAAGAAAUGUACUUUCCAUUGAGAAAGUAUGCUAUCAAGGUUUAA
Molecule: messenger RNA, 372 nt
Organism: Microthlaspi erraticum
Lineage: Eukaryota; Viridiplantae; Streptophyta; Magnoliopsida; Brassicales; Brassicaceae
Source: the annotation of a GenBank genome assembly